Tribolium madens (black flour beetle) is the source of this 1444-nucleotide messenger RNA. It is a transcript of the gene RIOK2, whose product is annotated as serine/threonine-protein kinase RIO2. Gene Ontology annotation, biological process: maturation of SSU-rRNA; protein phosphorylation. The coding region runs from base 79 to 1392 and encodes 437 amino acids. The record is from RefSeq and is a predicted model, not a curated record. Gene Ontology annotation, molecular function: protein serine/threonine kinase activity; ATP binding. Gene Ontology annotation, cellular component: cytosol; preribosome, small subunit precursor; nucleus. Lineage: Eukaryota; Metazoa; Arthropoda; Insecta; Coleoptera; Tenebrionidae. The transcript has 5 exons.
UUAAAACUAGCAAUAACCUCAAACCUCACAAAUGUGUUUUUAUAAUUGCGUAAAAAAACAGUUGAAAACAGUGUUAAAAUGGGAAAAUUGAACGUAACAAUAAUGCGUUACCUCACCGGUGAGGAUUUCCGGGUCUUAACAGCGAUUGAAAUGGGCAUGAAAAACCACGAACUAGUCCCGGGCCCCAUGGCUGCGUCCAUUGCGAAUUUGCAACACGGUGGUGUUCAUAAACUACUGCGUGAUUUGUGCAAACACGGGUUAUUGAGUUACGAGCGGGGGCGCAAAUACGAUGGUUACCGUUUGACUAACAUGGGGUACGACUAUUUGGCCCUCCAUUCGUUAACAAAACGCGACGUGAUUGGGUCUUUCGGGAACCAGAUCGGCGUGGGGAAGGAAAGUAACAUUUACAUUGUUGCGAAUCCUGAAGGAGAGGAAGUUUGUCUAAAGUUGCACAGAUUGGGGCGCGUGUGUUUCCGGAAUGUCACCAACAAACGAGAUUAUCAUAAGCAUAGGAAAUCGGCGUCUUGGUUGUAUUUAUCACGGAUUUCGGCCACCAAGGAGUUUGCUUACAUGAAGGCGUUGUAUGACAGAAAAUUUCCAGUCCCUAAACCAAUUGAUUUUAACAGACAUUGUGUCAUAAUGGAGUUGGUCAAGGGACGGCCUCUGUGUCAUGUAAUGGAAUUAAAUGAUGUUGAAGCACUUUACGAUGAAUUAAUGAAUUUGAUUGUUAAAUUUGCCGACAGUGGAGUGAUUCAUGGUGAUUUCAAUGAGUUUAACAUAAUGAUAACAGAUGAUGAGAAACCUGUAAUCAUUGAUUUUCCUCAGAUGAUGUCAACAGCUCAUGAAAAUGCCGAAAUGUACUUUAAUAGGGACGUCAAUUGCAUAAAAACUUUCUUCAAGAAACGAUUCGGUUACGAGAGUGAAUUGUACCCCAAAUUCAGCGAUAUUGAAAGAACUGAUGCUUUAGACGCUGAAGUUUUAUGUUCAGGGUUUACAAAAGAAAUGGCCAAGGAUAUAAACCGCGAAUUGGGUAUUGAUGAAGAAAUAGAAAGUGAAGAGGAAGAUAAGGAACAAAACAGUGAAGAAAUCCGCUCUGUUGAUUCAAUUUUUGAUCAAAUGAAACUCCAAGACCAAGAUUUUUACAAAAACGACUCAGAUGUGGAAUCUAACGAUUCUUUUGAUAGGUUUGAAAGUGGAAGUGUGAGAUCUUGCGCAACGACAAUUCAUCCAGAUGAAAUAAAAAGUCGUGUUAAAAAACAAUUGGUAAAUAGGGAAAAGAAAACGCAGAGGAAGAAAUGUGUGGCUAAGGGCGAAGCCAGCGCCACCACAAGGGUCAGAAGGGAAAAUAAUGACACCAUUAGACAGAGCAAGGGGUUGUGGGGGUGGGAAUGAAAUGCAGAGUUGUAUUCUUAUUUUUAUUUAAUAAAAGUUUGUCUAUUACAAG